Molecule: messenger RNA, 789 nt
Organism: Gamsiella multidivaricata
Lineage: Eukaryota; Fungi; Mortierellomycota; Mortierellomycetes; Mortierellales; Mortierellaceae
Product: acyl-CoA N-acyltransferase
Exons: 3
Coding region: 198-650 (150 amino acids)
Biological process (GO): protein acetylation
Cellular component (GO): cytoplasm
Molecular function (GO): N-acetyltransferase activity; acetyl-CoA binding
Source: RefSeq, a predicted model, not a curated record
CACAACUGGUCCCCAGUCCAGAGGGUGCUACAGCUUUCUGAAGCUACUUGUCUUUGUGACUCACAUUCAGUUUUUGACCUCCACCCAAUUGCUUUCGACACUUAUUUAAAGACUCUGAGGCCCUGGUGCCUGUCGCUGAAACCCAUGCUCACUGCCCUCUUCGGUCAAUCCAUCGUUCUCUCGCUCUCUUCGAAAACAUGAGCUGCUCCAUUCGACUUGUCAUUACUUCAGAGGACAUGGCCAAGUGCCAUGAAGUUCGUUUGAAGGUUUUUACGGACGAACAAGGAUACGAUGCAGCCUCGGAUGUUGACGAGAUUGACUCCAAGUGCCUCCACUGGCUUGUAGUAGACCAGAACAACCAAGGAGUGGGCACCGCACGUCUCUACAAGUACUCGCCAAUCGUUGGAAAAGUUGGGAGGGUCGCUGUUCUCACAAACAUCCGCGGAUCUGGACUUGGCCGGUUACUCAUGGAAGCCGUGGAGCAGCAUGUGCUCGAGAAUACACAGUUUGAAACCUUAGCCUUGUCAAGCCAGUUGCCUCGGAAAGGGUUCUAUGAGAAGCUUGGGUAUAUUGCCGAGGGUGAGGUCUACCUAGACGAAGGUCAACCCCAUAUUUACAUGCAGAAGAAGCUGCCCAAAAAGACUUCUUGAAGACCUCCGCGUUGCAUCAGAACCGUCCAUCUUAACGGCACCGUCACCUCGCUAAUAAAAGUUACGAGUACUCUUUUGUCCAUGACUCUUCAUCUGUGCUAUUGCAUGGUCAUCGACAGUUAAGAUGAAAUCUACUGUA